UCGCCUCGUUGCUGUGGAACAAUAAUAUAAAUGGCUCGACAAACGCCGCUUUUAUCCUUUGAAACUUAGCAGCACCAUGGCAUUUGGAGGUGCUAUGUAGCUCACGCAUAAUAAAGUGAGCGGACGAAGUCGAAUUCGUGUAGUGUGCGAGACGUAUUUCAACAUGUGGCGUAAUGGCGUCAGCUUCUUUGGAAGAGGGAUUUUAAGUCGGCGACGGCUUACCUUCAUUGUCGGGGUCAUUAGUAUUCCUUUCGCAGGGUGUUUGCUGCUAUUGUUUUCCUCUAAAAAUGGAGGUUUUCAGCGUCGUGUUAGUACUACUCCGUGCAAUUGUCCAUGUGCGAGAAGUCAACAAUUAGAACCGAAAGCGAACGUUGAAAAACCUAUAGCGGACGAACAAAAUGCAUUGUCAACGUUUACACGGGAACUGAAUAGUGGAUAUGUCCCUUCGACUAUUGGCUCUCUGAAUCUUCAUAUUUGGUCUGGGGUAUGCGGCACGAAAGUCGAUAAUUUACGAAAGUGGCCUCAUUUUCCUUAUCACCCACACAGGCGCUUAUCUGUAUCUGCAUUUCAUUUUACUGAAAAUCCCGCUUCACAAUCCACCGGAUAUAGAUUCUUUGGAUUCGUCCAUCCGAGGGAAAGCGGCGUGUACAAGUUUGCCAUAUCAUCCGAUGACACUUCUGAAUUAUGGUUGAGUGCAAAUGAGGACCCUGCUUCAAGUAAGUUGAUUGCUCGUGUUUAUUCUCCCACAGAAUCUGCUUGGACUUCAGAUGGAGACUACAAAAAGUAUGCGGAGCAAAUAUCUAAGGAGGUCACCCUUCACACCGGUAAAAAAUAUUACAUUGAGUCUUUACUUAAACAGGAAGCUGGGGCAGUUCAUUUGGCUGUGUAUUGGUCUCGUAAUUCAAAGUUUGAAAUUAUAACCUCGGAUUACUUGACGAGCUUUGUUGAACAUAGCUUUGAUGAUAUUCCCCUACACGCGGGUAAACAAAAUAGCUUGAUACUCGAAAACAAAAGGAAGUUAUUUUACUUUCAUCGUCUUCCUCUCAUUGACCGCGCUCAAUUUAGUGGCGUUUUGCCGACCUGUUCUUAUAGCCCGAGCUUUCUGGUGCGUGAGAAACUAGUGAAGUACCAAAGUGUUUGGUUGCAACGUGAGUCAAACGUGUACCCGCAAGAUGAUUCGGUAAUGACUAAGGCAGCCUUGACUAACGAAUGGACGCAUACUAAUAAAGUUGCAAAGAAGGAUCGAGUAAUAGCUGUCGUAGACGAGUUGAUGAAAUCUUUACCGUCCGGAAAAUACUUUUUGAAGAAAAUACACAAAGUGACUCAAAAGCCAGACGAAAAAAAAGGCGAUCGCUUCUUAUUAAACCUUGAACUUGGCUCAAAGAACACCAGUCAAACAUUUAGGCUGUCGGAGCACAUUUACCAACCGAAAGGAAAUCACAAUUUGUGCCUUCCAGAUGGAUUGAACUGGAAUAAAAGCGCCAAGAUCUAUAUCGUUCUACCUGUCAAGGAACAAGGAAACUGGGUGCACUAUUUUAUUGAACAACUAACUUAUGCUAGCUUGGCAACUGGUGACAAUAACUUUCACGUCGUUGUUGCUGAUUUUGAAAGUAAAGAUAUUGAUAUAGCCAAGGCUUUCCAAACACCUCUACUUCACAGCAGGCAUAGUAUUGUUACACUAAGGGGUAAAUUCUACAAGACGCUGGCCCUAAACGUAGCCUGUCAGCUUGUUUCCAACCCAAACGAUAUAAUUUUUCUGUUUGACUUGCAUAUUGACAUGCCCGUGGAUCUUUUGGACCAUGUUCGAAUGAACACCAUUGCUGGUCGAUUGGCUUAUUUUCCAAUCGUUGGCCGACUGAAUUGUGGCAGUACUUCUGAAGAACAUCAAGGAUUUUGGCAAUGGAACGGGUUUGGAAUCGCGUCAAUGUAUAAAUCUGAUUGGGAGAGAUUUGGGGGGAUGAAUGCUCAGGAAUACAAGUACAAUUGGGGUGGGGAAGACUGGGACCUUCUUGACCGCGUGAUGCAGUUACCCUUGGAAGUGGAGCGGAUCAGGUACCCAGGCCUCUAUCAUCAUUAUCAUAAAAAAAAGGCAAAGUGGAAUUAGAGUGGGAUUAGUGAGAUGAGUCUAGAAACAUUAGUGAGGUUAAAAGUUACGAUCCGAGAGAUCUAACAAAAUAUACAUUUUUCAACUCUUUGCCGUAAUUAACCAGGCAGAUUAACAGUAGGGUAUUAAAACGUCGGAAAA
Messenger RNA from Pocillopora verrucosa, 2245 nucleotides. Its product is annotated as beta-1,4-N-acetylgalactosaminyltransferase 3-like. Gene Ontology annotation, molecular function: acetylgalactosaminyltransferase activity. Gene Ontology annotation, cellular component: Golgi cisterna membrane. NCBI's taxonomy places the organism in Eukaryota, Metazoa, Cnidaria, Anthozoa, Scleractinia, Pocilloporidae. The record is from RefSeq and is a predicted model, not a curated record.